AUGGACAAUUACAUUGACAUCCAGUUUGCUCGAGAUCAUAACCUCCAGCAUCAGAGUAUACCACCAAGGCCUGUGUUCAAUGUUGAUGGAUCACCUAAUAAAGCCGCAGCCAUCAAACACAAGGUCUUCUUCACCAUAUCCCUAUCAGGACAACCCAUGAAGAUAGAAGCUUACGCCACAGUACUGGAUAGGAAUCCGAUCAUUCUAGGUCUAUCAUGGUUCAAAUGUUUCAAUCCAGUAAUUGACUGGAUCACUGGGAAAAUGCGCUUUUGUUGGGAUCAACUUCUACGAGCCAUCAAAACCCUGGCCAGCAACAUUCCGAAGUAUCUGGAGAAAUUUCUCUCUGUGUUUAACAAAAACACAGCGGAAUGGUUACCAGAAAGAAAACCCUGGGAUCAUGUGAUCGAUCUAGAAGCGACCUUUAAACCUCAGCGAGGAAAGGUUUAUCCACUGUCACCAGCCAAACUCAAAGAACUAGACACCUUCAUUGAAGAAAAUCUACGGAAAGGCUACAUCCAACCAUCAAAGUCUCCUAUGGCAUCUCCAUUUUUCUUCAUCAAUAAAAAAUCUGGAGAUCUCCGACCCUGUCAAGACUACAGGAAACUCAAUGACGCCACCAUCAAGAACGCCUAUCCUAUACCACGAGUAGAAGAUCUGUUAGAUCGCGUUGCCUCUGCCAAACCAACAAUAUUCACCAAGCUUGAUCUACAUGCAGGAUAUAACAAUGUAUGCAUCAAGGAAGGUGAUGAAUGGAAGGGAGCAUUUAUCACGCCAAGAGGAUUAUUUGAACCCAUGGUCAUGUUCUUUGGAAUGACAAACUCUCCAGCGACUUUUCAAGCCAUGAUAGACGGCAUCUUUGCGGAUCUACUACUAGAAGGAUGGCUAGUAAUUUACAUUGAUGACAUUCUCAUUUACUCCACUGAUUACUCGGAGCAUCAACAAUGCACUCAACUAGUCCUUCAACGAUUGAAAGGCUCGGAUCUCUUCCUCAAACCCGAGAAAUGCUUCUUUGACGUAUCAGAAGUUGAAUUCUUAGGAUUUAUUCUCUGA
Messenger RNA from Fibroporia radiculosa, 1050 nucleotides. RefSeq lists its product as uncharacterized. The record is from RefSeq and is a predicted model, not a curated record. The transcript has a single exon. Bases 1 to 1050 code for a protein of 349 amino acids. Lineage: Eukaryota; Fungi; Basidiomycota; Agaricomycetes; Polyporales; Fibroporiaceae.